Balaenoptera acutorostrata (minke whale) is the source of this 3529-nucleotide messenger RNA. It is a transcript of the gene ZNF438, whose product is annotated as zinc finger protein 438. Gene Ontology annotation, biological process: regulation of transcription by RNA polymerase II. NCBI's taxonomy places the organism in Eukaryota, Metazoa, Chordata, Mammalia, Artiodactyla, Balaenopteridae. Gene Ontology annotation, molecular function: sequence-specific DNA binding; DNA-binding transcription factor activity, RNA polymerase II-specific. The record is from RefSeq and is a predicted model, not a curated record. Gene Ontology annotation, cellular component: nucleus. The transcript has 10 exons. The coding region runs from base 650 to 3196 and encodes 848 amino acids.
UCCCCGGGCCUGCGGGGCUCUCCCGGCUGCUCGCACCCCCGGAGUCGGUGGUGGCCGUGGGUUCUGCUCUUGGGGCGGUCCGGGGAGCCGCUGAACGUGGUGACGGGACAGAGAAGGAGGAUCUGGUGAUAUUUGUCAUGAGUGGAAUUAUGUGGAACAAUGUGGAAACACAGGAACUUGAACCAUACACACAAAAAUAGGCUGCCCACACUUCCUUUGCUCGUGGCCUCCUUCCAAUGUCAGCAGUGGCAGAUUGAGUCUUUUGGAUGCUAUUUCUCUGGUUCUGACUCUUCUUCAUCCCUCUUCUCCCGUUAAGGACGCAUCUCAGUAAUCCAGGAUACUCUCAUUUUAAGGAUUAAAAGGAUUUACCAUACAUCUUAUGACUCUUUACUGGAGCCUUGGGAGAUAGAUAUGUUUUCUAUAAGUGGAGCAUAGUUGGAUUUCAUAGUUGGAUUUUUUAACCUAAUGGGAGGAACCUUUGUCUUUUAACAGCCGGGUCAUGGAGAAUGUCUCCCAUCAUUUAUCUUCUUGAAACUUCACUAUGAUAAAAAUUCUCAGGAUGCUGUGGCUAACACUUCGAUCUUACUGCUCUUCUGCUGAAUCUUAAGCAGUUUCAAGGCAAAUUGUUAUUCAAGUCAAAGACAUCAUAAUGCAGAGUGCUUUCUCAGUACCACCAAAAGAUCAAGGAGGUGUUUCCCUGCUCACCAGUCCUGUUGAGAAACAGCUGACUCAGAAGAAGUCAGAAUCUCCUGGAAAGACAGCAUGCACAGGUGAAUCAAACAGCCCUCCUGGAACGAUUCAGGGUGGGAAGGGUCUGCAGGGUAAGAGUCAGUUUAGAACCAUCGCUCCAAAACUUGCGCCCCAAGUCCUGGCGCCCAGAAUGCUCCCGGGCCCGGCGCCCUCCCUCUCUGACCACGCGCAUCCAGGCCCGUCCCUCGGCUCGAAGGCCCUGGGGAUGCCCCCCCAGAAUUAUGCGCUGAUGCAGGUGGCCGGCCAGGAAGGGACCUUCUCUCUCGUCGCUCUGCCACACGUCGCCUCGGCUCAGCCACUCCAGAAACCCAGACUGCCUCUGCCCAAGAACCUGAAGGUGCCCAUCCCCCGGUACCAACGCCCAGGACAUAGCAAAGGAGCCAGAAAGAAACCGGGGUUCAGCUCCUCCGACAGGGGCUGUAGCCAAGCUCCCGCCCAAACCCAAGCGGCCCCUGCCCUGCCUGAGCAUCCCGAGGCCCCGCACAAGCCCAGCCCACCCAAGCCGGCGCUGGCACCCGGCCAGGCCCAGGCCUCGCUGACCAAUGGGGGUGGCCAUGGAGACCCUGGGCCUCCAGGGACCAGCGACCACGGAGGUCGGGACCCUCCCGCCGCCCCAGCGCUGUCCACACCGGAGGAGCCCUCUGCCGAGCGGGGCCUCCCGAAGAGUUCAGGGAGAGCAGGCGUUGCAGGCAAGAAGCCCUCCAGGAAGCCUGCUGUUUCCAGGGGAGAACUUAGAGAACAGGUCGACCUUGCCAGAGCCGCGAGCCAUUUGUCGCCAGGCGUUACUGGAAACGCGCUUCAGGUGGUCUCUUCCAUCCCCGGAGGUAAGGUGCCCAUCCUGCCCUACUCAAGAACGAGGGCAUCGCAAGUUUACAAAGGCGGAGCAGCUGUGAACCUUGCGGAUGUUUCUCUCCCUGGGCUCGGGGCAGCCGGUGAUAAGACCUCCUCCGUCCCGGAAGGCUUCUGUUCGGCCCCCCAGGUGGCCGACAGGGGACCUGCCCCACAGGCGUCGAGGCAGAGCCCCUGCGACAGGGCCUACUGUCCGGCCACCAAAGCCGACCUCAACCACAAAACAAAACCGAACGGCGGGGCAGCCAAGAGAAGAGGAAGAAAACGGAAAGUCCCGGAUGAACUUCUGACAUUUCAGGGUAAAAGGAGGAAAUGUGUCAUUAAUAAGUGUAAAGAUGGCAAAGAAAGAGCCAAAGCCGAUCCCCAAGAAUCCAAGGACCAAAAACCUGGGGCUGUGAAAAAGUACCGUAGCAUCAUGCCCAAACCUGUCCUGGUCCUCCCGGCCCUGGCUCCCCUGGCCUCGCCCGCGGCCACGUUACAGCCCCCCGCGCCCGGCAGCCGGGGGCACGCGUCGUUCAAUCACUCCCUCGCCCCCAAGCAUCCGGGCGGCAGGCCGGGCGAAGGCCCCUCCCCGAAGCCCAGCUCGGCCUUCAGAAAUGGGUUCUCCGGCCUCAAGAAGCCUUGGCACGGAUGCCACGUGUGCGAGCACACCUUGCAGCCCAAGCAGCACCUCCGCGAGCACGCCAGCACGCACGCCGACAGCCGGCCCUACAGCUGCCGCCUCUGCCGCAAAGCCUACAUGCGGCUGGGCAGCCUGAGCGCACACGUGCGGCUGCAUCACGGCGACUCCCGGCCCAGGAGGCUCGUGUGCUGCGAAUUCUGCGCGAAGGUGUUCGGCCACGUCAGAGUCUACUUCGGCCACCUGAAAGAGGCGCACGGGGUGGCCGUCAGCACCGAGCCGCAGCCGCAGCCGCAGCCGGGGGACCUGCUGAGGACCAGGAAGCAGACUGCCCGAGGGAUGGAGGGACCGGUGGACAGGGAGACCAAGUCCAGCCUGGAAGAAGACCUCCUACUGAACCAGGCUGACGAGGUCAAAUUCCAGAUCAGAUGUGGCCGCUGCCAGAUCACUGCCCAGUCUUUUGCUGAAAUCAAGUUCCACCUGCUUUACGUUCAUGGAGAGGAGAUCCAGGGCCAGUUGCAAGAGGAGAUCUCACCCUCCCUGGGAAGCAGGGGCGCUCAGGGAGAACUGGUUCCACAGGCUGCUCCUUUCUGGAAACAUCCUGAGAGAAGAAAGCAGCUUAAGCACCGUCCCUUGGACGGGGAACUCUGUGCAGUCCCCAGAUUGAAAAAGCAGCUCUACCUCCGUCAUCAGAAUGAUGUGGAGAUACUUGCGAAACAUGAAGGCGCCCAGCCAGGAUCCAGUGAGCCCGGAGGACACCCCCAGGUCCCCGAGGGCCCCGGCCCCGACGCUGCCCUCUCCCCGCCCCGGCCUGGCUUUAACUGCGUCCUUUGUGCACAGACGCUGGGGAGGAGGGAAGAACUGCUCCUGCACUGGGAAGAGCAGCACAAGUGCGAGGACCCGCCGACUCUCUGGACGCUUCUCGGCGCGCUCUCCAGCCAGGGCGCCGUCCAGCGUUCCGGCGAAAGCGGAAAGUGAGAGAGACCGGAAAAUGAGACGGCGAGCCGAGGGGGAAGGGGAGGCGCUCUCUCCGCUUCCUCUGUUCUGUGGAGGUGCUUUACGACAGAAAUCAAGCAAGUUAGGGUCAGCAUUAGUGAGCAGAAGUGAUUUCUGUACAUACUUUUAUUCUUUUAUGAAAUAUAUAUGUACAUAUGCCCUUGAUGCAUAUUUUUCUAACAUAAUGCAGUUUUAUUUUAAAAUUCUAUGUCCUGUUAGUAUCUGAGACUUUAUUUCAGAUUCAAUAAAAAGAUAAAUUUGCAGAUUGAAAUGUAGAGUAUUAUAGGCUAUUCUUCAAGUACAGUUUUUAGUAAA